Messenger RNA from Cyphellophora europaea CBS 101466, 792 nucleotides. RefSeq lists its product as uncharacterized. Gene Ontology annotation, cellular component: endoplasmic reticulum membrane; Golgi apparatus; late endosome membrane. The record is from RefSeq and is a predicted model, not a curated record. The transcript has a single exon. Gene Ontology annotation, molecular function: SNARE binding; SNAP receptor activity. The coding region runs from base 1 to 792 and encodes 263 amino acids. Gene Ontology annotation, biological process: vesicle fusion; endoplasmic reticulum to Golgi vesicle-mediated transport. NCBI's taxonomy places the organism in Eukaryota, Fungi, Ascomycota, Eurotiomycetes, Chaetothyriales, Cyphellophoraceae.
AUGGUCCGCUCCCCUCCACCAACCAGACCCGCUAACACCAAAGUCCAGAACCCCCUCUUCAACUCGGCGCUCAAGCAAUCCACCGCGGUGCGCAAGGACCUCGACACCUUCGCCGCCGCACCCGCGACCGCCUCGCCCGCCCUACAAGGCCAGCUCUCGACGACCCUGACGUCCCUCAACCGCACGGUGCAGGACUACGAGAAUCUAUCGCGCAGCGAACUCAACGCCGAGAAGAAGGAGAAGGCCGUCGAGCGCAUCAAGAACUUCCGCGCCGACCUCGCCUCGUACCGCGCGCAGUUCGACCAGCUCAAGAAGGAGCGCGAGGCUUCCAUCAAUUCCAAUAAUCGCAGUGAGUUGCUGGGUCGGAGACCGCACCACGCUGCGACGCCCGAGAACCCGUACGCGCACGCUUCGUCGUCCGUGGGGAACAGUGCGUUUGCGCCCGCACAUCGCAAUACGCAGGAUGGGUUGCAGUUUGGAGGUGGGGGCGGGCAGCAGAAUUUCACGCGCGAGGAGCAUGCGUUGAGGGAGCAGAGUUUCUUUGCGACCGCGAACAGUCAAUUGGAUGAGUACUUGGAUCGGGGGAGGGCGGUGUUGGGGGAUCUGGGCCAGCAGAGGGAGAUCCUCAAGGGGACGCAGAAGAGGUUGUAUAGCGUGGCCAACACGCUGGGGGUCAGUGGGGAUACGAUUCGGAUGGUGGAGAGGCGGGCGAUGCAGGACAAGUGGAUCUUUUGGGGAGGGGUGGUGGUGUUUUUCAGUUUUUGUGCCCUGGUGCUCUAUUUCCUGAGGUGA